UCUAUCUAUCCCGUGUACAAAUUAACCCACCUACCAAGGGAUCAUAUAAUUAAACACUAUGCAGGCGGAACUUCCGGUAGGUUUCCGCUUCUAUCCAACAGAAGAAGAGCUUGUUUCAUUCUAUCUACACAACAAACUGCAAGGAAACAUAGAGGAUCAACUGCACCGCGUUAUCCCAUGCAUCAAUAUCUACGAUGUAGAGCCAUGGCAUCUUCCAAGGCUUUCGGCAGAAGUAUGCAAAGGAAGCACUGAUUGGUUUUUCUUUACGCCAAGACAAGAGAGAGAAGCCAAGGGAGGGAGACCCAGUCGAACUACGGCCACCGGGUACUGGAAAGCCACAGGGUCUCCCGGCUGGGUGUUCUCGUCGAAUAACAGAGUAAUUGGAGUGAGGAAGUCCAUGGUUUUCUACCAAGGGAAAGCUCCCCAUGGAAAAAAAACCAAAUGGAAGAUGAAUGAUUAUAUUGCCAUUGACGAAGCAUCCUCCUCCUCCUCCUCAUCAUCAUCAUCACCAACUGCGGCCAUUCCCAAGUUGAGGCAGGAGUUUCGUUUGUGCCGAUUGUAUGUGGGAUCGGGAAGCGCCAGAGCAUUUGAUAGACGUCCAUCUGAAGCCCCCAUGAUGAGAAUGAUGGCAGAGGAUCAACAGAAUAUUCACGAUGCAAGAAAUCAGGAGGAGGGUGCGAGAGACCCUUCGACAGAGAUUGAAGGAGGAGAAAAUUUGGAAUCGGCGAAUGAUAUUCAGGAAGACGAUUGGGAACAACUGAAUUGGGUCGAAGAUCCUGAAUUCUUCUUGCUCUGUAAUCAACUAGGAAGUAACUAGAUCGACUGAAUCAUUUAACAAUUAGGCCGUAAUGUAUGUGUAGGAGGAGGAACAGAGACAGAGACAUUCUUGUGCCAGAAGCCAUUUAGUUUAAUGCCAGAAAAGUUUCUAGCACGACAAAAUCCACCUUUUCUUCAGUUUCAGAUCAUGUUUUCUUAGUUUUCCUACAGUGGAUUUUGUGUAUUGUAAAUAUAUUCAAAAUUCCCUGCCACUAAUAAAUUAAAUCAGCACUGUUUUCGGUCUGCCCUGACCCUGA
Messenger RNA from Tripterygium wilfordii, 1073 nucleotides. Its product is annotated as NAC domain-containing protein 90. The transcript has 3 exons. Bases 59 to 817 code for a protein of 252 amino acids. Gene Ontology annotation, molecular function: DNA binding. Lineage: Eukaryota; Viridiplantae; Streptophyta; Magnoliopsida; Celastrales; Celastraceae. The record is from RefSeq and is a predicted model, not a curated record. Gene Ontology annotation, biological process: regulation of DNA-templated transcription.